AUGACUGAAUUUUUAAGAAAUAUCCCAAAACCCAAAAAAAAAACAUAUGACAUGAAUGAAAAUGAAAUAUCCCCAAAACAAAUAAACACAAAAGAUGAAACAAAAAAACAAUGUUAUCAAUAUCUUAAAAGACAACAGCUUCGAAUUUCAUGCAAUUCUGAUUUUCAAGAUGGGGGUGCAUAUCCUGAAAUCCAUAUUAAUCAAUAUCCAAAUAAUAUGGGAUUAAAUACAAAAGAUGGAAAAGAAAAAAAAAAUUUAGUAUUAAAAUAUAUUGAUGAAAAUAAUAAUGUGAAAUAUGACAAUUUAAUCAAUGAAAGUAUACAUAUAUACAAUAAUAAUAUCGAUAUGAUCGAAACAAAUGAAUCCAUAAAAAAACUCAGAAAAAAAAAAAUAUUAUCACAAGCAGAAGAUAGAGAUGAAAAAUAUAAUGACGCUAUUUAUAAACCUAGUGAAAAAGAAGAAAUGGAAAUUAUUGAAAAUACAAAAAAAAAUAUAGAAAAUAUCAUAAAUGAAAAAAUUAAUAAAAAUUGUAUAAAUAAUAAAAAAGAAGAUAAAUAUUAUAGAUAUAUACCACAAAAUAAAUUAAAUAAUAAUUUAGAAGAACGAAUUAUAAAAGUAGUUGAACAAUCUACAGACCCGUUAGAUGUAUCCAAAUUUAAAAAUAAAAAACUUCCUAAUAUUAAAAAUUCACCAAAUUACCCAAUACUUAGAUCACCUACACGAAAAUUAACAAAAGAAGAAGAAAAAGAAUGGCAAUUACCUCCAUGUGUAUCAAACUGGAAAAAUAAUAAAGGAUAUAAUAUUGCUUUAGAUAAAAGAAUUCAAAGUGAUUAUAAAAAAUUAAAUAAUCUUGAAAUAAAUCAAAAAUUUGCACAUCUAAGUGAAUAUUUAUAUGUUGCUGAAAAAAAAGCAAGGGAAGAAAUAAAAAUGCGUAACAAUAUAAUUAAACAAAAAAAAUUAAAAGAAAAAGAAAAAAAAGAAGACAUGCUCAGAAAUCUAGCUAUUCAAGCCAGAAAAGAAAAAGGAAAUACUCAAAGUUCUAUUAUAAAUGAUAGAAAACGAGAAUUAGAAAAAGAAUAUAAAAUUGAAAAAAAUCUUAAAAAAAUUAAAAACUAUCAAAAUAGACAUAUAGAAGAACAAAUAGCUCUAAACAAAGUUAAUGUUAAUAAAAAUACUAAUAUACAUGAUAUAAGUCUAUUUAACAUAAAUAAUGAUAAUAAUAAUAAUUCGAAUUUGCACGAUAAUGAAGAAUAUCAAAUAUAUGAUACAUCAUUAUUUGAUAAUAAGCAUAGUACUAAUAUAUAUAAAUUCUCAAAAGAAAGAGUAAAUAAAACACUUCAAAAAAUUGAAACAUCUAAAAAUGCUGAACCCAUCAAAUUUGUUAAGGAUACUCUUGAUCCUUUUGGCUUAGACAGUUUAUUAUCACAAGCUAAAAAAAAAUAA
Molecule: messenger RNA, 1443 nt
Organism: Plasmodium berghei ANKA
Lineage: Eukaryota; Apicomplexa; Aconoidasida; Haemosporida; Plasmodiidae
Product: pre-mRNA-processing protein 45, putative
Exons: 2
Coding region: 1-1443 (480 amino acids)
Biological process (GO): mRNA splicing, via spliceosome
Cellular component (GO): spliceosomal complex
Source: RefSeq, a predicted model, not a curated record